Messenger RNA from Purpureocillium takamizusanense, 1200 nucleotides. RefSeq lists its product as uncharacterized. Gene Ontology annotation, biological process: intracellular protein transport; exocytosis; vesicle fusion. The record is from RefSeq and is a predicted model, not a curated record. The transcript is spliced from 4 exons. Gene Ontology annotation, cellular component: SNARE complex; plasma membrane; endomembrane system. NCBI's taxonomy places the organism in Eukaryota, Fungi, Ascomycota, Sordariomycetes, Hypocreales, Ophiocordycipitaceae. The coding region runs from base 1 to 1200 and encodes 399 amino acids. Gene Ontology annotation, molecular function: SNARE binding; SNAP receptor activity.
AUGGCCCAACAGUACGGAUACGGCGGAAGACAGAACCCCUACGACCAGCGGGACAAUGGUUACGGGGCCCCCGCGCGGCAGCAAGGCGGGUAUACCCAAGGCUCACCCUUUGGAGGGGGCCGUGGCUACGACGAUGGCUACUCGGGCGGCAACGUCGAGAUGGCUCCCCUCGCACAAAACGCCAGCUCCAUGGGCGGCGGCGACCCCAAUGGCAUCCUGAACGAGUGCAGAGACAUUGAUCGCGGCGUCGACGAGGUGGACCGGAACCUGGAGCAGCUCCGCAUGCUCCAGCAGCGGACUCUGGAUGACGCCGACAGCUCGGCCUCGAGCGCCAACAACCGACAGCUCGAUGCCCUCACCUCCGAGACCAUGGCCUUGUACCGCAGCCUCACCGAGCGCGUCCGGCUCAUGAAAUCCAACCCCGACUCCCGCACCCCCAAGAACAAUCCCCAGGUCAGCCGCGUCGAUCGCAGGCUCAAGGCCGCCAUCCAGCAGUACCAGCAGAUCGAGUCUCAGUUCCGCAAGCGCACACAGGACCAGAUGGCCCGCCAGUACCGCAUCGUGCGCCCCAACGCGUCAGAGGACGAGGUCCGAGCCGCAGUCGAGGACACGAGCGGCGGCCAGGUCUUCAGCCAGGCCCUGAUGCAGAGUGACAGGCAAGGACGCGCGCGCGCCGCCCUGACGGCGGUGCAGGACCGCCACACGGCCCUGGUCAAGAUCGAGCAGCAGAUGGUGGAGCUGGCGCAGCUGUUCCAGGACAUGGACACGCUGGUCGUGCAGCAGGAAGCCGCCGUGAUGCAGAUCGAGCAGAAGGGCGAGGAGGUGGUCGAUAACCUGGAUAAGGGCAACCAAGAGAUUGGCACGGCCGUCGACACGGCCCGCAAGACGCGGAAGAAGAAGUGGUGGUGCCUGGGCAUCUGCGUGCUCAUCAUCAUCAUUGUCAUCAUCAUCGUGCUCGUCUACAUCUUUGUCAUUCGCGGAACCAACAACAGCAAUGGCGGCGGCAACAAGAGCAGCAGCAAGCGCAGCCCCAUCGAGGAGAUGGCCGCCGUGGUCGAGCCCGUCAUCAAGACGCUCCCCGCGAUGCGCCCACGUGAAGCCGACAUGGGCGCCCAGUCCAACUCGAUUGACCAGAACGCCGCGAGUGAGAUGUCCCGCAUCAUGCGUCAGCGCCUCCACCUCCCGCAGAUACCGCAAUAG